AUGGAGGAUAAGCAGAAGGGAAAGUCUUCCACUACACCAGGGCUUUCGAAGAGGUCUAACCCUUAUACGGAUUCAGGCAACCCGAGUAAGAGUUUCCGUGGGUCAUACAAUUUUGGUUCCACCGCAUCAGCAGCCGUACAGAUCAUCAGGCCUGAUAAAACUCUGUGUACACUUGAAUUUGAGACACGCCGUGCUUCAUAUUACUGGCUGUUAGACGCACUGGGCCUUUAUCAACCAUACGUCUGGGAGUAUUCUAGGUUGAAUGUAACUAACACUGUGAUGUCAAAGCGUAAGUUGAAUCGUCUUGUGACUGAGAAGUGGGUUGAUGGUUGGGAUGAUCCCCGUUUAAUGACACUGGCUGGUUUACGACGUCGAGGAGUCUCUGCAGAUGCCAUCAAUGCUUUUAUUCGAGGAAUUGGAAUUACCAGAAGUGAUAAUAGUUUGAUAAGUUUGGCCCGUCUUGAAUACCACAUAAGAGAAGAGCUAAACAAAACAGCUCCUCGUACAAUGGUUGUCCUGCAUCCUCUCAAGGUUGUUAUUACAAACCUUGAUUCAGUUAUGGAUCUCGACGCAAAGAGAUGGCCUGAUGCCCAGACAGAUGAUGCAUCUGCUUUCUACAAGGUUCCUUUCACAAAUGUUGUUUAUAUUGAACGUUCUGAUUUUCGGGUUAAGGAUUCAAAAGACUACUAUGGCCUUGCUCCUGGUAAAUCUGUCCUACUCAGAUAUGCUUUCCCCAUAAAAUGUACAGAGGUGAUCUAUGGUGAUGAUAAGGAGACUGUUCUUGAGGUUCGGGCCGAGUAUGAUCCUUCCAAAACAACAAAGCCCAAGGGUGUUCUUCAUUGGGUUGCACAACCUUUGCCUGGGGUUGAUCCUCUUAAGGUGGAAGUCAGGUUGUUUGACAGGCUUUUUCUUUCUGAGAAUCCUGCUGAACUGGAUGAUUGGCUUGCCAAUCUAAAUCCGAAAUCCAAAGAGGUAACAUCAGAAGCUUUUGGUGUAGGCUCUCUUAGCAGUGCUGCUGUGGGAGACAAGUUUCAGUUUGAAAGGCUUGGUUAUUUUGUGGUAGACCCAGAUUCUACACCAGAAAAACUUGUGUUCAACCGAACAGUCACUUUACGCGAUUCAUAUGCUAAGGCUGGGAACAAGUAAAUCCAGAGAUAGGAACUGGGAAACUGAUGACUGAGAUGUAAUGUGCAUAGUAGGAGGCUGAAGGUUUUGGAAGGGGUGUUAUGCAAUGAGAUGAUGUAUUUUGAAUAUAUCAUUCCACUUUAUCUUUAGGUUUUAUACUGGCAAUCCUCAUAUUCAAUUAAAUUUAUACAUACUUCCUUGUGCUUGGUGGUUCUAUGGUGAAAUCCUUUGAUUUAAAGUCUCAAUGGUAGCAUCAAUAGUCCCUUGGUUCUGUGGCUAAGGACAUCACGGUGUAACACAAGGUUCUCAGGCUUGAGAGACUGCUGCGGCAAAAAUUUUGCAUGGUUAUUACAUAGUAGCCAGCUAGCGAGCGGUUGAAUGCCAAGGAGUCUUUAGUAAUUACCAUCUCUAGGUUGUUCUGUAGCUGUCUCAAACUAUGUAAUUUGUAUUGACCAAAGAUCUGUAUUCCUCAGUAUAGUUUCCUUAGUUUAA
This is a messenger RNA of Macadamia integrifolia, 1617 nucleotides long. Its product is annotated as glutamine--tRNA ligase-like. Lineage: Eukaryota; Viridiplantae; Streptophyta; Magnoliopsida; Proteales; Proteaceae. Gene Ontology annotation, cellular component: cytosol; cytoplasm. Gene Ontology annotation, biological process: glutaminyl-tRNA aminoacylation; translation. The record is from RefSeq and is a predicted model, not a curated record. Gene Ontology annotation, molecular function: ATP binding; glutamine-tRNA ligase activity. Bases 1 to 1146 code for a protein of 381 amino acids. The transcript is spliced from 11 exons.